AUGAUCGAUAAUUCUCAGGGUCCAAUCGAGUCUCGGCUCUUCAUCGAUGGCAAGUUUCAACCAUCCUCAGAUGGCAAGACAUUCAGCCUGGUCAACCCUUUUACUGGUGAACCAGCUGCAGAUGUAUACGAGGCCAGUGAAACAGACGUAAACAAAGCCGUCGCAGCAGCCAAAACCGCGUUUCCAGCAUGGAGGGAUCUCUCACCCGCUGACAGGGGCAAAUACCUUCAUAAGAUAGCUUCCCUCAUCCGCGAGCAUGAGCAAGAGUUUGCCCGUUUGGAGGCAUUGUCUUCCGGAAAACCUGUCUCCAGAUACAUCGAUGCGAGCGUGGCAAUCGACACCUUCUCCUAUUUCGCUGAAGCUGGCUGGACGGUUCAGGGAACGUCCAGCUGGAAUACACCGGGACAGCUCAAUAUAACAUCCAGAGAACCGUAUGGUGUGGUAGCUGCCAUCGUGCCUUGGAAUGUCCCCCUUGCCUACUUCGCCAUCAAGAUGGCUCCUGCUCUGGCAGCCGGGAACACCAUAGUCUUGAAGAGCAGCGAGAAAGCACCUCUCACGUGUGUCUUGGGAGCAAAACUAAUCGCUGAAGCCGGCUUCCCACCGGGCGUGGUAAACGUGCUUUCAGGUCAUGGGCCAACCACCGGUGCUGCACUGGCCUCUCACAUGAACGUGCGCUGUCUCAGCUUCACAGGCUCUCUGCUCACUGGUCGGAAAAUCCAGACACUAGCUGCCAUGUCAAACAUGAAGACAGUCCUAAUGGAGCUAGGUGGCAAUACUCCCGCCAUUAUCUUCCCUGAUGCAGACAUAGAAGCUGCUGCUGCGCAGACCCAGUUCAGCGUCCAGGUUUUUAGUGGACAGACUUGCAUCGCGAACUCGCGUAUCUACGUGCAUGAGUCCGUGGCAGAGAAGUUUUUGCCGUUGUUCAAGAGCAUGUUCGGAGCUGCUGUGCUUGGGGAUCCGUUGGAUAAGGAGACGACCCACGGUCCACAGGUCGAUAAGAUCCAGUAUGAGCGGGUCAAGUCGUAUAUUGCUGCUGGCGAGAAAGAAGGCGCGCUGACACUAGGGGGUGAUGCAGAGAGAGGGUACUUUAUUAAGCCGACUGUUAUUGAAAACGCGCCCGAGGAUGCGCAGAUUGUGAGAGAGGAGGUCUAUGGACCUGUAGUGGUAAUUAACACUUUCAAGACGGAGGAAGAGGUCCUCAGAAAAGCCAAUGACAGUGAACUUGGCUUGUAUGCAGCUGUCUUUACAAAGGACAUUGACCGGGCUGUGCGAGUGUCGAAGUUGCUUGAGGCUGGAACUGUCGGCGUCAAUUGUACGAGUCCGUGUAUGCCGAAAGACAUGCCAUUCGGUGGCUUUAAGGCGAGUGGAAUUGGUCGAGAGAGCUACUUGCAUAGCAUGGAGAGCUACCUCGAGACCAAGGCUAUCUUGAUCCAGGCGGGCUCUUGAUGGCUCACUUUAGCCUCCUAGUGCUAUCCAAUAGUGG
Molecule: messenger RNA, 1483 nt
Organism: Aspergillus sclerotioniger CBS 115572
Lineage: Eukaryota; Fungi; Ascomycota; Eurotiomycetes; Eurotiales; Aspergillaceae
Product: aldehyde dehydrogenase
Exons: 4
Coding region: 1-1446 (481 amino acids)
Molecular function (GO): aldehyde dehydrogenase (NAD+) activity
Source: RefSeq, a predicted model, not a curated record